Aspergillus melleus is the source of this 1608-nucleotide messenger RNA. It is a transcript of the gene ste7, whose product is annotated as MAP kinase kinase Ste7. NCBI's taxonomy places the organism in Eukaryota, Fungi, Ascomycota, Eurotiomycetes, Eurotiales, Aspergillaceae. Gene Ontology annotation, biological process: protein phosphorylation. Bases 1 to 1608 code for a protein of 535 amino acids. Gene Ontology annotation, molecular function: protein kinase activity; ATP binding. The record is from RefSeq and is a predicted model, not a curated record. The transcript has 4 exons.
AUGGCCGAUCAAUUCAAGGCUCGUACGUUAAAACGCAAGAAUGUCAAGGGUCUUGCCCUGAACGCCGCCCCGAAACCCUCGUCCAGCACCGACAGUGAUGGGCAAGCCUCCGGUGCCGUCGGAAGCGGCGAGGUCAAACAGACAGACACCCUGGAAAUCGGAUUGGAGUUCCGACUCGACCUCCGCAGCGAAGAUUUGGUGACCUUGAAGGAACUGGGCGCAGGAAAUGGCGGUACGGUCUCCAAGGUGAUGCAUGCGUCCACGAAGGUGGUGAUGGCCAGGAAGAUCAUUCGAGUCGAUGCCAAGGAGAAGGUGCGCAAGCAAAUAUUGCGGGAACUGCAAGUCGGACAUGACUGUAAUUCUCCGAACAUCGUCACUUUCUACGGAGCCUUCCAGAACGAAGCCCGAGAUAUCGUCCUGUGUAUGGAAUACAUGGAUUGCGGUUCGCUCGACGGGAUAUCCAAGGAUUUUGGUCCAGUUCGGGUGGACGUGCUGGGCAAGAUCACCGAGUCGAUUUUGGCGGGUCUGGUCUAUUUGUACGAGGCUCAUCGCAUCAUGCAUCGCGAUAUCAAACCGUCCAACAUCCUCGUCAACUCGCGAGGAAAUAUCAAGUUGUGCGACUUUGGCGUGGCUACCGAGACCGUGAACUCCAUAGCCGACACGUUCGUCGGAACCUCCACCUACAUGGCGCCCGAGCGUAUCCAGGGUGGUGCAUACACGGUGCGAUCGGACGUCUGGAGUGUGGGAUUGACGGUGAUGGAGUUGGCCGUUGGUCGCUUCCCCUUCGAUGCGUCCGACGCGUCGGCCGGAGACCGUGCCAGCGCCGGUCCCAUGGGUAUCCUGGAUCUUCUGCAGCAAAUCGUGCAUGAGCCGGCCCCCAAGCUGCCCAAGAGCGACGCCUUCCCUCCCAUCCUGCACGAGUUCGCAGCCAAAUGCUUACUGAAGAAGCCCGAGGAGCGACCGACGCCUCGAGAACUAUAUGACAAGGAUGCCUUCCUGCAGGCGGCGAAGCGCACGCCCGUCGAUUUACAAGAAUGGGCUAUCAGCAUGAUGGAGCGACACAACCGCAAAUCCUAUCUAGCUCCGGCGCCGCCCAAAUCGCUCAAGGAGGAGGCCUCGCAGCCCGUCCCCAACCCCAGCCCGGCCGCCACCAAACCCGUGUCCAGCAAAUCCUCCUCGCGCACGCCGCAGUAUCCCCCCUCGUCCGGCGAUAUCCCAUUGAACAUGCCCGCCGAGGUAUCCUCGUCCCAUUCCCGUCACUACCAGUAUCCUUCGAACCCGUCGCCGCGACCCUCUCGAUCCACUCGGUCGCCGCCUCUCUCGCUGGAGCACCUGUCCCUGGAAACCAAGGAAGAUGAAUAUCGCUCCGGCCGUCGUCCGUCACGGGCACAUCUGGUCGAUCCCAUCUCGGCCGUCGAUUCCUCCUCGCGACCUUCAAUGAGCUCCCGCUCGGCCAGCUCUCACAACACGAAAUCGCGCAUGCCUCUGCAGUCCUCGACGCACCCCAUUCGCGCAGCACCACCUCCCAGCGGUCCUCCCCCGCCGGUCCCAACGUCGGGCGGAGGAUCGUGGCAGCGCCAGCCCGGUUCGAUGCGCGGAGCUGUAUAA